This is a messenger RNA of Mollisia scopiformis, 1424 nucleotides long. Its product is annotated as adenosine deaminase. The record is from RefSeq and is a predicted model, not a curated record. Gene Ontology annotation, molecular function: adenine deaminase activity. The transcript has a single exon. Gene Ontology annotation, biological process: hypoxanthine salvage; purine ribonucleoside monophosphate biosynthetic process; adenine catabolic process. The coding region runs from base 180 to 1247 and encodes 355 amino acids. Lineage: Eukaryota; Fungi; Ascomycota; Leotiomycetes; Helotiales; Mollisiaceae. Gene Ontology annotation, cellular component: nucleus; cytosol.
AAGUCAGUGAGACAAGACCACUGAGGUGUAGGAAACCUAAUUCAGACGUCGAAUAGUUUUCGAUCUCCGGCAUUGCCCCUCUCUGCGACGGAGAAGCUUACACGAAGACUGCACUUCUGCUCACUCGAACCCAACCCUCACUUCGCUGUCCGCCCCUCAACUCAAGCCUCACCUUCAAGAUGUGCAAAUCCGCCCACCACCAAUUCUUGCACGAUAUGCCAAAAUGCGAACACCAUCUGCACAUCGAAGGCUCCCUCUCACCGACCCUUCUCUCCUCCCUCGCCGCUAAGAACUCCAUCUCUCUGCCAGACUCCUCAGUCGAUCCCUCCUUCGCCUCUCCCACAGCCCUCGAACAACGAUACGAGAACUUCACUUCCCUCGAUGAUUUCCUCCACUAUUACUUCAUCGGGAUGUCCGUCCUGCUCCACGCUUCAGAUUUCGAAUCUCUAGCCUACGAGUACUUUACUCGCGCACACGCUGAUGGGGUCCACCAUGCUGAGAUAUUUUUCGAUCCUCAGGCGCAUACUUCGAGGGGGGUAUCCUAUGGAGUUGUAGUGGAAGGACUUGUUGCUGCGCAAAAGAAAGCAGAGAAAAACUUUGGGAUCAGUUCGAAAUUGAUAUUAUGCUUCCUGCGACAUUUACCCGCGAGUCACGCUGGAGAGACGUAUACUGAAGCUGAGGCAUUGGGACAUUUCUCCGAUGGGACAGUGGUAGGCAUUGGACUCGAUAGCAGCGAGGUCGGUUUCCCACCAGAGAUCUUCAGAGAAGUCUAUGACGCGGCUGGGAAGACGACUUUGAGAAGGACAGCACAUGCUGGAGAGGAGGGAGACCAUACAUAUAUCUCACGAGCGCUGGAUCUCUGCAAUACAGAGCGAAUCGACCAUGGUAUCCGACUAGUUGACAACGAGGAGCUGCUCAAGAGAGUAGCGAGCGAGAAGAUCUUGGUCACCAUGUGCCCGUUGAGUAACGUCCGGCUGAGAUGUGUGACGAAAGUUGCGGAUCUACCAGUCAGGAAAUUCCUGGAUGAAGGAGUGAGGUUCAGUAUCAACAGUGAUGAUCCUGCUUAUUUCGGAGGGUACAUACUUGAUAACUAUUGCGCCGUGCAAGAAGCGUUCAAAUUGAGCCUCGUGGAUUGGAGGUUUAUUGCGGUCGCUGCUAUUGAGGGGAGUUGGUGUGAUGAGGAGAGGAAGAAGACUUUGUUGGCAAAGGUUGAUGACUGGGCGGAGAAACAUAAGAGCAUGGCUUGAAUCUCAGCUACGGCAAGGGGUAGUAAUACAUGAAGAACAGGUGGCAAGAAAGUUUAUGGCCCCAUAUUGUAGAAGUGUAUCUAUUGACAAACAUACCCAUCAAAGCACGGACGCUUUGCUGUACUCUAGUCACCUGUUAGAAUACUUAGAAUCGAAGAAUUUUUACAGUAAUACCAU